Malassezia japonica is the source of this 927-nucleotide messenger RNA. RefSeq lists its product as uncharacterized. The coding region runs from base 1 to 927 and encodes 308 amino acids. The record is from RefSeq and is a predicted model, not a curated record. The transcript has 2 exons. NCBI's taxonomy places the organism in Eukaryota, Fungi, Basidiomycota, Malasseziomycetes, Malasseziales, Malasseziaceae.
AUGCCGCUGGAUACCGACCGAUACCUCACCAAACAAGGAUGGCAGGGGCACGGCAAGCCGCUGGACGGAGAGCAAGGCCGCGGACUUAAGAAGCCGCUCAUUAUCCCCCAGAAGCGCAACCUCGGUGGAAUUGGCCAGAAUCGCGACCGCGCCGUGGAGUGGUGGGACGAUGUGUUUGCCGCCGGUGCCAAAGCGCUUGCAAUCGGGCCUAGCAAGAAGCAAGAAACCGAGGAGCCCGUACCUCGCCGCUCACUGAGCACCGUCGCCAAGAUGGAGCAUGCGCGGCGGAUGCUCAUGCGUGGAUUCGUGCGCGGCGAGAUUGUUGGUGAUGAAUCGCUCCUCAAAGAGCAGCACAAGAGCGCAUAUAAUGGACAGAGCGCUACAAAGGCUACGGAUGCCGUGCUAACCAAGGCGGGACUGUCAGGAGGAGGGAAGAAAGUCGAGAAGGAGGACGUGAAGGAGAAGAAAGGGGAGAAAGAGAGAAAGGAGAAGAAGGAGAAGAAGGAGAAGAAGGAGAAGAAGAAGGAGAAGGAAAUAAAGGAAAAGAAGGAAAAGGAGGAGACGAAGGAAAAGGAGGAGAAGAAGGAAAAGAGCGAGAAGAAGGAGAAGAAGGAAAAGAAGGAGAAGAAGGAGAAGAAGGAGAAGAAGAAGGAGAAGAAGGAAAAGGAGGAGAAAAAAGAGAAAAAGGACAAGAGGGAAAAAGGCGACAACCAAGAAAAGAGCGACAAGCAGGCAAAGAGCGACACGAAGGACAAAAAGAAAAAGUCCGAGUCCAAGCCGGCCAAGUCUGAAAAGAAAAAGUCCUCUUCCUCCCAAACCGAACACACCCCCGCAGAGACUACCCUGCUCACGAAGCGCAAGUCCGCGCCCAUGUCGAGUGAUGCCCCCCUCUCGACCGAUACCCCCAAGCGGAAGCGCACCGCGUAG